GUAAACGGCAGUUUCAGGGCCAGCGGAGCUAGAAGGGAGUCGUUUUCAAAAUCCGCCUUCAUCCUUUUUUAAACAGACUUUUUUUCAGGGUAAAAAUUACUAGAGCAUAAAGUUCACAGUUUACUCUUUUAAAUAAGCCUAAUAUUUUGAUAUUUCCCAAUUCGGAAUGUUAGAAAACGACUGGUGAAAAUUGGGUAGCUACUGUGAAGGGAAUUAGCAAGCUAGCAGGCUGUAUAAGGGGAUUCUGGCUGGGAGAGACGGAAGAAUAGACGGAUAACAAAGAACGGAUUUUCGUUGCUUUUUUUAAACACUCCGAACAUAUAUCAUUUAAAUCACUUCCGUUAAAGCUAGCUUUAUCGCUAGCUUUUUUAUUUAGCCAUUUAUCAUGGAACUGAGAGUAGGAAACCGAUACAGACUGGGAAGGAAAAUUGGCUCUGGAUCCUUUGGUGACAUUUAUUUGGGCACAGACAUCUCAGUGGGGGAAGAAGUAGCCAUCAAGCUAGAAUGUGUGAAAACGAAGCACCCACAGCUGCACAUCGAGAGCAAGAUCUACAAGAUGAUGCAAGGAGGCGGUACGUGUUUCCACACUCUGUCAGCAGCUCCUCGUGGUCUCCAUCCGGCUUCUCCAUUAACACAGACCUAUGAGUCACACGUACACACCUCACACUGCUGCCACAUACAUAAGAGCCUGUCACCUUCAGUUUCUGUCUGUCAGACCUUCAAAGUGGAGGAUCUCUUCAACUUCUGUUCUCGCAAGUUCAGCCUAAAGACUGUUCUUCUGCUGGCUGACCAGAUGAUCAGCCGUAUUGAAUACAUACACUCCAAGAACUUCAUCCACAGAGAUGUCAAGCCCGACAACUUCCUUAUGGGCCUGGGGAAGAAGGGCAACCUUGUUUACAUCAUUGACUUUGGCCUGGCCAAAAAGUACAGAGAUGCUCGCACCCACCAGCACAUCCCUUAUCGCGAGAACAAAAACUUGACUGGCACUGCUCGCUACGCUUCCAUCAACACCCACUUGGGAAUAGAGCAAUCCAGACGAGAUGACUUGGAGUCUCUUGGCUAUGUGCUCAUGUACUUCAACCUGGGCUCUCUGCCAUGGCAGGGUCUGAAGGCUGCCACAAAGAGACAGAAGUAUGAGCGAAUCAGCGAGAAGAAAAUGUCCACUCCUAUUGAAGUCCUGUGUAAAGGAUACCCAUCUGAGUUUGCCACAUACCUCAACUUUUGCCGCUCCCUUCGCUUUGACGACAAGCCAGACUAUUCUUACCUGAGACAGCUCUUCAGGAACCUUUUCCACAGACAAGGCUUUUCAUACGACUAUGUGUUUGACUGGAAUAUGCUUAAAUUUGGUGCAAACAGAGCGGCAGAAGAUCCGGAGAGAGAGCGGAGGGAUCGAGAGGAAAGAUUGCGACAUGGACGGAAUCCUGCUGCCCGUGGUGUGAUGCCUUCCAGCUCAGGUCGACCCAGAGGAACACAAGAAGUAGCACCUCCCACACCCCUCACGCCAACCUCACACACAGGAAUGGAGCGAGAGAGGAAGGUCAGUAUGAGAUUGCACCGUGGAGCCCCUGUCAACAUUUCCUCCUCCGAUCUAACUGGCCGACAGGACACCUCACGCAUGUCCACAUCACAGGCUCUUUCUCGCGUCACCCCAAGUGGCCUGCAGUCUGCCGUACCUCGAUGAGACCCUCCACACACCUCAAGAGCAGACCAACCAUGGCCCUGAUCUGCACUAGGACUUCUCCAGCAGCCUCUAACCAUGUGAAAUCAACCUCAGCAAAUCAAAUCGAAACAAGAGACUUAAUUUCCACCUUCCUCUCAAUGCAUUUAAACACACUUGAGAGUCACGCAAAUUCGAGAGAUGGACAGAUUUUGGUUUUCUUCUUUUCACACACACUCCACACACACACACAAACAUUUCCUUACCUACACUACUCCAAGACACCUGGGCACAUCAGUUGGGCUUGUUAACAUUACUUUUUGCCAGACAAUCGCUGGCGAGAUGGGAGGGACAGGGGGGUGGGGCGGGGCGUGAUUCUUGGCCAUCACUGCUUUCAGCCCUCUGACACACACCAGAAGGAGAGGGCCAUCCGCCUGCCAUCCAGGGGCCUCUUCGCAAAGCAGAGCUUCUUGGCUAAAGCCAUGUACAACAGCUCUGAUUGCGCAAUUCACCCUCUCCUGUUGCAAAAAAAUUACUUUUACACAGCUUGGAAUGCAGCUGUACUGAUAGCCAUUGACAUUUUGCUUACCGUAAUCUUUUAUUUUUGUCUUUUUGUUUAUGUACAACAGAGAUUAAAUUGAUUUCACACUGGUUACAGUUUUUUGCAGGUGAAUCUUUUUCUCUUUUUGCUAGUUUAACAGCAUUAAGCUUAAUGAAAUGUGCAGAAUUAAAUUGAACGUUUGAAAGCCUGUUUGUUCAUGUGGCAGGAUGAAGGCAGUGUCCUUUUUAUGUCAUUUUGUAGUUUAUUAUGUCGAAGGCCAGACAGAGAAACAUACAGCAAAGGUUCGAGUAGUCAUACCCACAAUACCACCUUCACACCUUUUUAGAUUAUUUUUAGUUUGUUGCACCCAUCAACCUGGCCUCUUUAUCAACUCGAUUAUCAACAAUUGCUCAUUGAUUUUAUUGCAUUCCCUCAAGCUUUUUUUUUUUGUUUCUCGAAAGCUGUGAAAUGCCUGUAUUGUACAGUUGUUGAUGUUAUUAAUGUUGCUCUUUGUUUCUUUUUACCCCCUGAACUAAGCUUAGUGCUUUUACAGUAAUGCAGGCACACAUGGUUGGGUCAAGACUGUUGGACAAUGUCACUGAAAGACAUUUAUAGCCGUUUAAGAAGUCCAAUAAUGAGAAAAAGAGCUUAAUUUUUCUGACCUGAGGGUAUAAACAUGAAAAACUUGGGGCAUUUGUUGAGACAAACGGGCACAUUUUCUUUUAACAUUUUGUGUUUGGAUUUGGAAAUGGAUGUCCUGAGCCCAGCUUGUCUCAUUGAGAAUACACCAGCCAUCAUUUAAGCCAUGCCUGAUUUGUUUUUGUUUUCUUUUGACUGACACUUUUAACAAUUGCGAUGCAAGUUUUUGUUUUUCUUCAACUUUAUUUACUGAGUAUUACCAAUGCUUUUAGUACUACUCUUCCCUUGUUUCAGAAGUGUGGUUCCUUGACUUACUGGUGCUAUAAGUCACAGGACGUGGAAGGCGAGCUGCCUGUCUGUAUCAUUCAGCAGAGUAGAGCAUAGGCUUUUUCUGUAGUCAUGGGGGGGGGAUAGUGGUGAAACUCUUAAAUUCUGUUG
Molecule: messenger RNA, 3275 nt
Organism: Sinocyclocheilus rhinocerous
Lineage: Eukaryota; Metazoa; Chordata; Actinopteri; Cypriniformes; Cyprinidae
Product: casein kinase I-like
Exons: 9
Coding region: 386-1681 (431 amino acids)
Biological process (GO): protein phosphorylation
Molecular function (GO): protein kinase activity; ATP binding
Source: RefSeq, a predicted model, not a curated record